Molecule: messenger RNA, 4707 nt
Organism: Chlorella variabilis
Lineage: Eukaryota; Viridiplantae; Chlorophyta; Trebouxiophyceae; Chlorellales; Chlorellaceae
Exons: 24
Coding region: 1-4707 (1568 amino acids)
Source: RefSeq, a predicted model, not a curated record
AUGAAGCUCAAGGACGCGCUGUUGCGGGCCAGAGACAGGCAGCAGCUGGCCAGGGCGCUGGCAUCUCUGCUGGAAAACAAUGAGAAGCUGGAGCUGGACGCCGAGGGACUGAACGGCCUGGUCAAGCAGCUGCUGCAGGCCGGCAGCCAAGCAGAAGACCUGGAGGGGCUGGAGCUGGCAGGCCAGCUUCUGAAGGCAACGGUUGAUGGAGCCGACCUGGACGACGCGCACCAGCGCUUCCUGCUGGAGUCCAAGUACCCGCAGGCGCUGGCCAGCCUGCUGGAGCGCUGCGGCGCGGCGCUGCGCAGGCACAAGCCGGCGCCCCAGGGCCUGGAGGAUACGGCCAUUGCGGUGCUCAACGUGCUGUCAGACCUGGCCAGCCUGAUCGGCAGGCCGCAAGCCGGCAGCGACAAGCCGCCCCGCGGGCGUGACCUGCACGCCGGGCUCGCCAUCCCGUGCAUCGUCGACUUCCUGGUGGCUCCCGGCGAAGUGGUGUGGGGGCCCCUGCGCUGCGCCGCCACCUCUUGCCUGCUGGAGUUCGUGGUCAACAGCCCCGCCAACUGCAAACUGCUGAUGGGAGAGGAGGAGAGCUCCUGCGCGCUGUUCGGGCAGGUGCUGCCCGGCUGCGGCGACGUGGCCCUGCCAGAUCGACCUGCUGAGGGCAUGUACCGGUGCGCGCGGGCGCGGGCGCUGCGCGACGCGCACCGCUCCCUCUUCAAGGCCGACUUCCUGGCGGCGCUGGACGCGCUGGCGGCGCGCCCCACCAAGGGCGGCGCCCUGGACCUGGGCAGCGAGCUGCGCAGGCUGCUGGUGGCGUACAACCGACAGCUGGCGCCGCAGCAGGCCACCAUGUACUGCACCCAGGCCAAGAGCGUGUCGGUGUGCGGCAUCGACGGCAUGGCGUCGGCGGGCAUGUGGGUGGACUUUGGGCUGACCUCGCUGUCGGUGGGGCUGCUCAUCCCAGAGGCAGACUCGGAGGGCGGCGAGGGGGAGGAGGGUGGUGGCGGCGGCGCAGGCGGAGCAGGCAGCCAGCUGGAGCUGGAUGUGGUGCAGUUCCCGUACAGCGACGUGUCCAAGGCGCAGACCGCCAGCGGCGCCACCUCCGGCUACGACAAGCUCACCGUGUCGCUGCGCGCCAUGCCCAAGCAGCUGCAGAACAUGUCGCAGAGCUUCAAGGGCAAGGGCACCCUUGUGAUGCAGUUCAAGCGCGGCGACCUGGCCGCGCUGCCUGCCUACGCGCCGCGUGUGGCGGCCGCCAUGAGGGCCGCGGGCGUGGCCUUCUCCCCAGAUGGCGCGCCGGCUGGCCUGGCUGGCCCUGCCGAGAUGAGCCAGCGCCAGCGCAAGUGCUCGACGGGAUACCAUGUGUACAGCGACAGGCCCGAGGCGGCGGCGGGCAGGUCUUCCGGCAGGGCGCCCCUGCAGCUCACGCGCUCAGGCCACUCCCUCGGCCAGGCCGCCAACCUAGCGGCAGAGCACCAGGAGCCGCGCCAGCAGCCUUCUUCUGGGCGCCCCAGGUCCAACCUCAAGCGCGGCGACUGCCCUGCGCCCCUGCCGUUCAAGCGCCAGCCCCGCCCGGCAGCGCCAGCCGUGCCAGCAGCGGAGGAGGCGGAGCCUGCCCCUGCUGCAGCUGAGCAGGAGCAGCAGGCAGGGCAGGCGCCAGAGGAGCCCAGGGAGGAGCUGCCGCCGCCGCAGGAGCAGCAGCAGCAGGGGGAGGAGGAGGGCGUGGAGCCGCAGGGGCAGCAGGGCCAGCAGCCGGAGCAGCAGGAGGCCCCAGCCCUUCACCGCCGGGGCUCUGGCGAGGCCCCUGCACCUGACGCGCCGCUGGCGCGAGCCGAGCCACCAGCCUCCUGGCUGCGCCAGCAGCAGGGUCCCGACUCGGGCCGCCCAGCCGGCGCCCCCGCCCCCGUCUCUCACGAGACCGCCACCGCCACGGCGGCCACAGCCGCGGCUGCGGGCGCCAGCCAGCGCCGGGGCCGCGCAGCUUCCCAGCGCCCUGCGGCCCCGUCGGCUGCCCCCCUGGCUGCCGAGCCCGCCGCCUGUGCUGCGGCUGCGGGGGCGCUGGCGGCGGAGCCUGGUGAGGUCAACUCCCCGCCGCCAAGGGCCCCUGGUGCAGGCGCAGGCGCAGGUGCGGCCGCGCAGCAGCCAGCUGCUCCCCGCCAGCACGAGGCGGCUGUCCCCGGGCCCGCCCCCAAUGCACAGGGGCCUGGCCUUGCGGCCAAGGCGGCGGCCAAGGCGGCUGAGGUGGCAGAGCCCUCUGGUCUGGAUGCUUUUGAGGUCGGCAUCGGCUCUGAAAGCGAGCGGGAGGAGGAGCAGGGCGCGGAGGACGAGCGCCAGCCGACAGCGGAGCCGGCCGGUGGCCGCGCGGGCGGCACCAAGAAGCAGAAGCAGAAGCAGCAGGCGCAGCGCGCCGGCAACGCAAAGGAGCGCCGGGAGGCGGCUGCUGACAAGAAGCAGAAGAGCCGCGGAGGUGGCAAGGGCAGCAGCGGCAACGCCGCUGCUGCUGCCGCACCUGGCUGCGCCAAGGGAGGCAAGGCGGCGGGUGAGGGUGGCAGGGCUGCAGACCCGCAGGGGACAGAGGAUCGCAUUGAGGAGACGGGGCCCUCUGGGGGCGGGGGCCGCAAGCCCUCUGCCGUCUCCCCCACACCCAGCUGGCUGCAGGGCGCCGCCGACCAGGCCCAUGCGGCCCCGGAGAGCGACAGCGAGUCUGAGCUGCGCCACGACCACGCCUCCAAGCAGCCGCUGCACCGCGCUGCCGCCGCUGCCAAGGCCAGGGGCAAGGCAGCCCAGGAUGAGGAGACUGAAUCUAUGGAUGAGGAUGAGGAGGAUGAGGAGGAGCAGCCGCCGGCCAAGAAGCAGCCGCCGGCCAAGAAGCAGCAGGCAGCCAAGACGGCCGCUGGUGCCAGCAAGCCGGCACCAGGCGGCAGCGGCAGCAAGCCGCCCGCCGCCAAGGCUGCUGGGGGAGGUGGAGUCAGGCCGCGCAGGGCAGCAGCGGCCACUGCCGCAGCCAAGCUGGCGGGCAAGGCAGGGACCGAGAAGCAGCCGCCGCAGCAGCGGGGGCGCCCGCAGGCGGCUGCCCUCUCAGAGGACAGGGGGGCGGCAGCGGCCAAGAAGGACCCGCACCCGGUGGCGGCGGCGGCGGGCAAGCGGCAGGCCAAGUCGCCGUUCAAGUCACGCCGCCUGCUGGGCGCUGGCGGCAAGGUGGCGGGCAAGAAGCGGGGCCGUGAGGCGGCGGCGGGCCAGGGCCGGGAGGAGGUGAGCGAGGAGCAGGCGGCGGGUGCAGCUGCCGCCGCAGAGGCGGUGGCGGUGGAGGGCGGCAUGCUGGAUGCGGAGCCUCAGGGCGGUGAGGGGGAGGAUCAUGAUGAUGAGGAGCUGCCUCUGGCUCAGCAGUAUCCAGAGCACAGCACCAGCUCGGAGGACGUGGAAAUGCAGGAGGAGGAGGAGGGAGAGGAGGAGGCUGCAUCAGAAUCUGAGGAGGAGGGUGCCGCCCCGCCAGGUGGCUACCAGUCUGCGGGGACGCGCCACCUGAAGGGAUGGACCCACUUCCGAGCCGCCGAGGCGGAGGUGCCAGACAUGCUGGUGGAGGAAGAGGAGCUGCGCGGCAUCACCAAGCGGUUCAAGUUCACGGCAGUGAAGGAGCCCGCCGCUGCUGCGGGCGGUGACGGCGGCGCCGGCACCUCCACCGGCCGCCGCAAGGCUGAGCUGAAGGCUGCCGCUGCUGGGGUGGUCAAGAAGAGGGCGCCCGAGCCUCUGCUGGGCCUGUCUGGCGCCAAGCCGGCAGCCAAGACUGCGCGCCUGACCACCACCCUUAGCCAGGAUGGGCUGGCGCUGCCCGGGAUCGGCGCCAGGGGCACCACAGCCAAGGCCAAGCAGCAGCAGCAGCAGAAGCAGCAGCACAAGCCAGCGGCGGCGGCGGCUGCAGGCGGCAAGCGCCCUGUCGAGUCGCUGGGCCAGCUGUCGGCGAAGAAGCGCCACAAGGGUGGCGGCGGCGGCGCCGCACCUGCUGCCGUGGCCUCCAAGCCAGCGGCGGGCGCCACCGGCACAGUCGGGCGCUCCACCCGCAAGGCACCGGCCGCUGCGGAGGGCUCAGCGCCCGAAGACAGCCAGGCUCCCAGCAUCCACCACCUGCUCACCACGGCGCAGCGCCGCCACGCCGCCGCCUCCCAGCACCACGAGGACGACAGCGAGGAUGGGGAGGGCGAGGACAUGGCGGCGCUGCAGGCCUUCAUGGUUGAGGUGUUGCGCAAGCGCAAGGCAGCCGCCCACCGCAAGCAGGCAAGCCCAGGGGCCCGGGCUGCCAUGGUGGAUGAGCUGGAGGCGGAGGUGGCCGCCAUGCUGGCGGCUCAGGAGAAGGAGAUGCAGCAGGCGCAGCAGCGUUUGGAUACGGAGGAGGGCCAGAAGCAUGUGGCGCUGGAGAAAGAGCUGGAGGGCAAGAUGCGCGAGAUUUAUGCCGACACUCUGGCCUUCCAGCAGCGCCUCAACGAGCAUUGGGAGGGGUACAGGGCGCUGUACGACCAGGUGUCGGCGGUGGCCACGGAGGCGGAGGCGGCGGCGGGCAAGCAGCGCGCCGCGGCCUCCGCCUCGCUGGAGUCGAUGCGUGCGGCGCUGGCGGCGCGCGCGGCCGAGGUGGCGCGCAGGAUUGAGCGGGGCAGCAAGAAGGCGUCCAAGAUGCCGGAGCUGGCCCAGAUGCUCAUGCCCUUCCUGGACUGA